AUGUUUAAUAGCUCUCAAAACAAUAGAGAUUAUGGAAAAUGCUGUGCUAUAGAAAGUAGUGAACGAUGUGGAUGUCAGAGAUUUAUAGCACUUAAUAAUGGAAAAACUUGUGAAGUUUGUAAUCACCACUAUGGUUAUCACGAAGAUAAAGAAGAAAAUAGAUUAUUAAGCAAUAGGCAAAGGGUUUCUACUUUAGAUGAAUUAUAUACUCAGUCUAAUAAUUCUAAUAUUACCCAAACUUUUGAUAAUCAAGAGACUGAUACAUCCCUAUCUACUAAUUCUGUAUUAAAUCAGUUGUUAGCUGGACGAGCACUUGAAGAACAGUCCAUAGCAAAUGAAUUAAGCAAAACUUUUGCUCAAAGUCGUUUAGUUAACAAUAACCAAUUGUUUGAUCUGUCCUUACAAAUGAAUCGAAAUAAAAGAAGAAAACAUGUGGAAAUUAAACCUAAAAUUAAAGAAAUGUGUGUUACAGUUAUUGUUUUACCUGAUGUUGGUCCUCAACUUAAAAUGCCAACAAUAAUACAGCCAAGAUACGAAAAAAUUCGUGAUGCUGGUUUAAUUAAAGAUAUAACAUUCAAGGAAACAGAUAAUAUCAUACAAAAAAUUGAAAGUAAUUUUCCGGCAUUAGCAGAUAGGGAAUGGACGUUCAGAUCCACAUCUACAAACCAUACAACUGUAGAAUAUGUAUUAACUGAUGAAGUUACUCUUAAUUUUGCAUUGAUUAAAAGACUAUUAGUAAAUAGAACUAAAUUGUACUUAUCGCCAAAGUAUUUACCAAUUCAAUUACCUCAAGAAGAAGAUACUCAAUUAGAAUGGGUAGAUAUCGAAGUAGAUGAUGAUUCUUUAAGAAUGCAACAGACUUUAAGACAUACCAGUAGAACUGGAGUGGAUGCUAAUAUGUCACACAUGAUUCCAUUAUCUUAUAAUUCAUCAUCUGCAACAACAUCAACAGCUACAACAGAAAUAUCAACAUCUUACAUUAAUGAUUCAUCAGCUGCAACAGCAUCAGAAUCAGCAACAUCAACAUUAACAAUUUUGGAUUCAACUAAUCCAAUUAAUACACCUUUAUUAAGAUCUACUGGACGAACUUCUGGAUCAACAAUUAGAUCAGAUGAAUCCCUUGUAGAAAUUACUGAAAUAGAUUCGUCUGAUUUUUAUAAAAAUAAAAAUAAAAAUGUAGAUAAUUUCAUUCAAGAAAUUUUAACACAAUUACAAGUAGAUAACUGUAUAUCUGGAAUGAAUAUGAUUAAAAUAGAAAAUACGAUAGAUGUUGUUGAUAAUAUAAUGGAUUGGAUCAAACAUACAACUGAUGUUGAUUUAUUAAAAAAGCCAUUUAUUUCUGUAACUAGUGAAAGGGUUGCUGAUGCCGGAGGAGUUUUUUUACAUGUAAUACAAAAGUUUUGGGACCAAAUCAAAGAUUAUAAAUUUGGAGAUUGUGGAAAUACGAAAAGAAUUAAAACUGGGAAUGAUAGAGGUUUAGGGGAAUGGGCUAUUCAACAUGAAUUACAGGAAGCAAAUUUAUUAUCAUCAACUAAUAACAAGAUGGAUAUAGCUCAAUUUAUAGCCAAAUUUGAAAUUGAAGACUCAAGAAUUUCUCAAUUAAAUGAUUUAAAGAAAGGGUUUGACGUUUUUAAAAUAGUUGAGAUAAUCAAGAUGAACAUUUUCGAUAUCACAUGGAACGACUUUAAGAAAAAACUUUAUAAAGUGGUUAUAUCGGAGAGUGAUCUCUUAGAACAAUUUGAUACUAAGAUGAACAUUAAAAGAAUUGAAGGGAAAGUGAUGAGAGAAACAUGUUACUUGGUAUUCUUUGAUUAUUUAAGAAGUCUUAAAAUACCUUUAGAUCGAAAAAAUGUUUUAAGAUUUAUAUGUGGAAGAAUAUCUAUUCCACUUCCUGAUCAUCAAAAAAUUCAAAUUAAAUGGAAAAAUAGUGGAAGCAAGGAGCAGCAGCUCCUUAGGAUACCCCACGCUAAAACUUGUAUGCGAACUAUAUGGCUUUCAGAUAAUUAUGAAGAAAAUGAAAUUGAAAUAUUUAGGCAAGAUUUAAAAAUUGCACUUGAACAAAGCAUUAAUAAUGGUUUUUGUGAUUAG
Molecule: messenger RNA, 2088 nt
Organism: Rhizophagus irregularis DAOM 181602=DAOM 197198
Lineage: Eukaryota; Fungi; Glomeromycota; Glomeromycetes; Glomerales; Glomeraceae
Source: RefSeq, a predicted model, not a curated record